Messenger RNA from Anguilla anguilla (European eel), 1368 nucleotides. Its product is annotated as coiled-coil domain-containing protein 173-like. The record is from RefSeq and is a predicted model, not a curated record. The transcript has a single exon. Lineage: Eukaryota; Metazoa; Chordata; Actinopteri; Anguilliformes; Anguillidae. The coding region runs from base 1 to 1368 and encodes 455 amino acids.
AUGGCAGUUUCCUCUGCUUUGGUUUCCAGCAAUGGGAGCCAGGGUAAAAGGAGAGGCCUUCUUGUUGACAACAGAGAAAGGGUUCUUGAAAAUACCACCCGGCAGCAGUUCUACCAGAGCGACCGCGUGAAGCAGUUUCACAGAGACCUCCUGCUGACGGAGACCUUGAAUGAAAGAAAGCUGCAGAUUGAGCGCAAUCAGCGAAUGAGGGAUGCGGCCAACGAGGAAGCCAGGAAGCUAGUGGCCGAGCUGAAACGCGCCGAGGCGGAGGCCAUGGAUCAGGAGCGACAGAAAGAGAGGCAGCGGGAGAUGAAGAAGAAGGCGUACGCGGACGACCUGAGGCAGCAGAUGAGGGAGAUGGAACAACAGAGGACGCAGAAGAUGCUGGAAAGGCAGAGGGAGAUGCAGGAGUGCGAGCAAAUGCGGAGGCAGUACGCGACGGAGCAGAGCAGGCUCAGGCAAAACCAACGGCAGGAGGAGAUGAAGGCCAUGAACUCGUACCUGGAGCACCUGGCGGACAAGCGCAGGGACAGGGAGACGGAGGACAAGCGGGAGGAGGUGGCGGAGGAAGGGCGGCGGCGCUUUGUCGUGGAGAAGGACCAGUGGACGCAAGCGAGCAACGAGGACCACGCCGACGGGUUCCGGCGCAGGAUGCGGCGCAGCGAGGUCCUGGGCGCCAAGCUGGAGACGCAGGCGCGCGAGCAGGCCCGGUGGCGCGAAGCCGCCAACUCCCGGGCGCUGGCCAAAGCCCUGGCCCAGCAGGAGGCCAGGUUCAUCCAGGAGCGCAACCGCAAGAAGCAGAUGAACCUGGACAUGGCCAACUCCAUCGCGGGCUACCGGGAGUACAAGCAGAAGGAGCACCAGCUCCGGGCCAUGGAGGAGAGCCGCAGCUCCCUGGACACGCUCCAGUCCAGCAAGGAGGCCGACAGGGCCUUCCAGGAGACGCAGCGCUGGGCCGCCCAGAGGAAGCGGGAGGACAGGGCCGUGCUAGACGGCAUGCUCCACCGGCAAAUCGCCCAGAAACAGGCCCAGGAGCAGCUGAGGAAGCAGGAAGAUGAGGAAUUCGACCUGAAGACUCUGGAACUGCUCGCACUGGAAGACCUGGAGUUCCAGAGGUACACCAAAGGCGUCAUCGAUGCGGCGACAGACGCCGACAGGAACACCCUCCCGCUCCGCAAGACCACCUGCAAGGGGACUGGUGUGGGCUUGGGGCCCAUUUCGGGUGGAAUUAGAGCCAAUUAUCUGGUUCCCGGGGCCAACCAUUCUCAAAUACCGCAGUAUUACAACAGCGCGGCUCGCGAUAUCAACAGGUUAUACAGGGCCUCUGAAGACGAGUCUACAGAGCGAAGACUUGGAUUCAUAUGGUGA